AGGAGGAGGCGGCGGAGAGGAGGAGGAGGAGGAAGAGACGAGGAGGAGCCACCGCCAACGAUCACCACGACGACGACGACGAAGAGGACGACGACGACGAGGAGGACGACAACGAGAUGCGCGAAUUUAAAGUUGUCGUGCUCGGCUCGGGCGGGGUGGGCAAGAGCGCGCUCACCGUUCAAUUCGUAUCCGGAUGCUUCAUGGAGAAAUACGAUCCAACGAUCGAGGAUUUCUAUCGUAAGGAAAUCGAAGUCGAUAGCUCGCCUUGCGUACUCGAAAUUCUCGACACCGCCGGUACCGAGCAAUUUGCGAGUAUGCGCGAUCUUUAUAUAAAAAAUGGUCAGGGCUUUGUCGUAGUUUACAGUCUGACAAAUCAUCAGACAUUUCAGGAUAUCAAAGCGAUGAAGGAGCUUAUAACUCGUGUCAAAGGCACCGAACGAGUACCCGUGCUACUUGUUGCCAAUAAGCUUGACCUAGAACACCAACGAGAAGUCGACACCGCCGAGGGAAAUGCAUUGGCACAACUUUGGGGUUGUCCAUUCGUCGAGGCCUCCGCCAAAAAUCGUACGAACGUCAACGAGAUGUUUGCCGAAAUUGUGCGCGAAAUGAACUUCAGUCCUGAGAAAGAGAAGAAAAGCUAUUGCUGCUGCAGCGUCCUUUAAUACUUAAUCAAACGUUUACUUUUUAUCGGCAAUUCGUUUAUUCGUAUAAUUAUAGGAUAGCUACGUUAAUACUGGCUAAUUGGCACGAACUAUCUAUCGAAUCUUUAUCCUUUCUUCAUUUUCUUCUUAUUUCUCAUUACUUAUUUCUUCUUUCUUCUUUCUUCUUUCACCGAUUUCUUUCUUCUUUUGGAUCGUACCGUAAGAAUUUUGGAAAACUCAACUUUAAGAGUUUGAAUAUUUUUUUUCCAAUUGGAAUUUCUUUUCCUUUCUUUUCUUUCCUUUUCUUACCCCCCCCCCUUCCCCCCUGUUCUCCCUCCUCUCUUUCGUAAUCUGAUUUUUCUUUCUCUUAGAGCUCAGCCAAGCCAUGCGACGAAUUCGCCAACCUUCGAGACUAAUUUGUGAUUGUACUGAGAAUUUUUGAAAGCCAACAUUAAGGACUAUAUAUGCUAGUUCGGUUCUUUUUCUAUUGGAGGAACAAGGUCAGCUACUUUUGGCGACCAUCAAACGGAUAUUUUAAUAUACAUGGAUAGUAUUAUAUGUAAUAUUAUUGUAAUAUAUAAUGGUACAUGUAAGGAAGCAUAGAAAAGGAGGUGAAUUUUUUUUGGUAACGGACCAAUAUUCCAAAGUGACGAACAUGGAUAAAGCCAAGAGCAACAUUUGAACUGGUCUGCGUUUGUUAAACCAAACUCGAUUUUAUUAUUAACUGUCUUAGAACAUUAACAUUGUUCGUUGUAUGCUGGUCUAUCUUGAUUCAUUUGGAAUUAGAGUACGUAAGAGUAGCUUGUUUUAUUAUUAUAUAUAUAUUUUUUUUUUUUUUUUUUUUUUUUUUUUUUAUAUGUCACUGUGAUGGUCGGCUGUCCUUAUGACGACGGUCGUGCUUUUUCUCUUGUGAAGUAAAUUUAGAGUGACCUUCGUAAGAUACAUUAAAUAGAUAAGAAGUUUUAACAAUUUAUAAGUUUUUAUAAGAGUCAUCGAAGAAAAAGAAAUCUGUAGAUGUUAUAAACGACUUUGGUUUGUACGCAGGACCAAGAUGUUGAUCUUGGACAAGUUUUGUGCAAUGAUUUGCGUCAAUAGUAUGUUACCUAUGCUUAAGUGUCGGAGGCCUCUUUAAAGGAUACGUCGUAUAAAAGAAAUUAUAUACGACUUACUUUAAUGGCUUUCGUAUUAGUUGUACAGUACACUAGUUCUAAAGAAAUAUUUUAUAGAAAUGAAGCAAAUAAGAAGAACAUCGUAAAUGGAUAUUGAAAAAUUGCGUUUGAGGUUUCAAUGUUUUUGCUAAAUAUCCAUGCAAUUAUCAAAUGCGAUCUUUCUUCUACGAUAUUCUUCUAUUUUUACUUUCUACUCAUACUUUAUAUAAUUAUGUUGAGAUCUUUCUUGCAUAUCGCUUGCAAUAAAAUGAAAAAUCGUUGGUGGCUUGAGUAAAACGUGAUGGCGACAAAACUGCGAUAUAAUUAAUCUUUUUCAAAUUAAAUUUUGCCAUUUUUAAUUUUUAUAUAUCAUUCUAAUCCAAGAAAAUAUGAUCUUAUGUUUAUAUCAUUUUAUAUGUAACUGUGAAUUUGGAAAGGGGGAAAAAAGAAAAACAAAAAAAACAAAGGAUAUAAAUCCAUGAUAAACUUUAUGCCAAAGGUUGCAGAGGCACAUUGAUCCCAACGAUUAUAUCCAAUAUGUGGUACUUGUAACGAUGUCCAAAGUGUCCAUUGCUUUAUACAAACGCAGUAUCUCCUGGCGCAGUUCUACAUUGUCAAAUGAGUCAAAGGAAAUAUAUAGAGAGAAGAGAGAGAGAGAGAGAUAUCGAUGAGUGUAAAGAAGAAAAAGAGCAGUUCUCCCUGUACGUAGCAGUAGAUCGUGUGUAAUUUUCUCGUGUGAUCAAAAUCAUAUAAUACGAUGUUAAAUAUCGCUUUAAUACCAUUACAGUCAUUACAUAAACUCGAUCUAUUAUUAUUAUUAAUUAAUUAAUUAAUUAGUUAUAUCAUUGUUAUUAUUAUUAUUAUUAUUAUUAUUAUUAUUAUUAUUAUUAUUAUUAUUAUUAUUAUUAUUAUUAUUGUUAUUAUUAAUAUUAUUUAAAAUACGUUCUCUCAUAAAGAAAAAGCCAUUAAUAAUUCCUGAAUAAUCAUCAAUUAUAAUGUCUUUCUUUUUAAUCUUAAUCAAAUAAUUUGAAGUUAUCAUUAAAAAAACAAAAAAAAAAAGAACAAAAAAAAAA
Vespa velutina is the source of this 2862-nucleotide messenger RNA. It is a transcript of the gene Rap2l, whose product is annotated as ras-related protein Rap-2a. The coding region runs from base 117 to 662 and encodes 181 amino acids. The record is from RefSeq and is a predicted model, not a curated record. Gene Ontology annotation, cellular component: plasma membrane. Gene Ontology annotation, biological process: negative regulation of cell migration; Rap protein signal transduction. The transcript has a single exon. Lineage: Eukaryota; Metazoa; Arthropoda; Insecta; Hymenoptera; Vespidae. Gene Ontology annotation, molecular function: GTP binding; GTPase activity; GDP binding.